UUUAAAUUAUUACACUUAUGUUGAAUUAUUCUCAAAUGAAAAGAUUUCGACAAAUUUUAUCCUUGAGAAAAGCCUUAGCCUAUUUUAGUUUUCCCCUUUCCCAAGUUUUUCUAAAUUUGGUAAGUGGUAACUGCAUAUACCCUAACAAAACCCUGAAUUUGCAAAUAAAAACCCAAAAACCCAGCAGACCAAGAGCCACAGAAGCAAGUGAAAACAAGAAAUUCAGAAAAAUGGCAAGCAACCAAGCCGCAGUCACUUUGUUAACCAACCUCGCACGCGUUGCGUUGGGUCUCGGGGCUGCUACUACUGUCCUCAACGCCUCCAUGUACACCGUGGACGGUGGCCAAAGAGCGGUCAUCUUUGACCGUGUAAGGGGGGUUUUGGAUAAAACGGCCGAUGAAGGAACCCACCUUUUGGUCCCAUGGCUCCAGAAGCCUUUCAUCUAUGAUAUCCGCAUGAAGCCCCACACUUUCUCAUCUGUUUCUGGAACUAAAGAUCUCCAGAUGGUUAAUCUUACUCUUCGAGUGCUUUCUAGACCUAAGGUGGAUAACCUUCCUGAAAUCUAUCAACACCUUGGUCUAGAGUAUGAUGAGAAGGUGCUUCCCUCCAUUGGCAAUGAGGUCUUGAAAGCUGUGGUUGCACAGUUCAAUGCUGAUCAGCUUCUCACUGAGCGUCCCAAAGUGUCAGCACUCGUCCGAGAUUCACUGACAGAGCGUGCAAGGGACUUUAACAUUGAGCUAGAUGAUGUGGCAAUUACACAUUUGUCAUAUGGCACUGAAUUCUCGAAAGCAGUGGAGCAGAAGCAGGUGGCACAGCAGGAGGCAGAAAGGUCGAAGUACAUUGUGGCGAAGGCAGACCAGGAGAUGAGAGCUGCUAUCAUCCGGGCAGAAGGUGAAAGUGAAGCUGCAAAGUUAAUUUCUGAAGCAACUUCGAAGGCUGGUAUGGGUCUGAUUGAGCUAAGGAGGAUUGAGGCAUCAAGGGAAAUUGCUGCAACUCUUGCUAGGUCACCUAAUGUGACAUACGUGCCUGAUGGAGACAACAUGCUUUGGGCUAUAAAUCAAUCUAGGCCAUGAUGAUUGUUUGAAUGAUGGUAAUUUCCAUUACCUCUAUAUGUUGCAUUCAUUAGCAGUCAUUAUUACUUCCUUAUCAUGUUGGUGCCAAUUUUUUGGCAGAAAAUGAAUAAUGUUUUCCUUGUGUUAAGCAAGGAGAUUGUUUUCUUUUAUCUUUUUUGGGGGAAUUGUGAAAUUUUUUGUUUGCUACACAUAUUGCUGAUUUGAUUGAAAUCAGUAAGGGACAUUUAGGUUUUCAAUAAAAGGACUGUUAUUCCUUAUCUUUGUUGAGAUGGUUUCCCAUCCUUCCUUACUUCAGCAAUGUUAUUAUUCAUGAUGCAGACACAGGGUGAAAUGAUGUCU
This is a messenger RNA of Durio zibethinus, 1412 nucleotides long. RefSeq names its product prohibitin-3, mitochondrial-like. The record is from RefSeq and is a predicted model, not a curated record. Gene Ontology annotation, biological process: mitochondrion organization. Gene Ontology annotation, cellular component: mitochondrion; membrane. Lineage: Eukaryota; Viridiplantae; Streptophyta; Magnoliopsida; Malvales; Malvaceae.